This is a messenger RNA of Theobroma cacao (cacao), 6591 nucleotides long. The record is from RefSeq and is a predicted model, not a curated record. NCBI's taxonomy places the organism in Eukaryota, Viridiplantae, Streptophyta, Magnoliopsida, Malvales, Malvaceae.
AUGGACAGAAUGGAAAGAACUCAGGAAGAGAUGAGAGAACAGUUAGCAAAGAUGAUGGAAUUGAUGAUGAGUCUCAGUAAAGGAAAAAGAGUGAUUGAAGAGCCAGCUCCGUCAGAAAACCCACCAGCACAAGACAGUGGAAACCAAAGGGAUGAUCCAUCCUAUCCCCCAGGGUUCACUCCACCACAUGCCCAAACCUCUCAAAGGGUUAACCCUCAAGUGAUGCCAUCCGUCUAUUACAAUGCACCACCCCUGCUAGGCCAUCAACCGACUCAUGGGCAAUUUGGGCCAUAUUCUGGGAUAAAUCCUGCUGAACCAAUAAAUGUCCCAGAUUUAGACGAUCCAAAAGAGCAAGAAAAACUAAGAAAGGACUCGUCACAAAUAGGGGAAAAUGAAAAAGAUCAGAAAAAGUAUGAUCUGUUGGAAGAACGUCUUUGUGCUAUCGAAGGAGUUGAUAGGUUUGGUACCAUGGACGCAACCGAGCUAUGCUUAGUGCCGGAUGUAUUGAUCCCUGCCAAGUUCAAGGUUCCGAAAUUUGAAAAAUACGACGGAACAAAAUGUCCCAUGGCACAUAUUACCAUGUAUUGUCUGAAGAUGGCUGCACAGUCUCACGAUGAUAAGUUACUGAUCCAUUUUUUCCAAGACAGCUUGACUGGGUCAACUGCUCGGUGGUACGUACAGCUAGAUCGAAACCGUAUUAAGACUUGGAAAGACUUAGCAAGAGCCUUCAUAGCCCAAUACAAGCAUGUGGCUGAAUUAGCCCCUGAUCGGUUGUCAUUGCAGACUAUGGAAAAGAAGCAAAGCGAGAGCUUCAAGGAAUAUGCCCAAAGGUGAAGAGAUACAGCAGCGCAAGUUCAGCCACCUCUCACUGAUAAGGAGAUGACUGUGUUGUUCAUAAACACACUCCGAGCUCCAUUCUAUGAGCGCUUGAUCGGCAAUGCCACAAAAAACUUUGCAGAUUUGGUUUUAUCGGGAGAAAUAAUAGAAUGAGCUAUCAAAAGUGGAAAAAUUAAAGGGUAUGAAAUUGCCAGCUCAAAGAAAGAGAGUACGCCCAAGAAGAAAGAAGGGGAUGUGCAAGCAGUCGCUCACGACAGCCAACAAGCCCACAACUUUAACCCAUAUUACCCGUACCCUCCAUACCAACCCUUCUAUCCGCACAUAGGCAACAUCGCACAAAACCCAUAUGUGUACCAACCUGUCCCGCAACCAACAUUUCAAACCAAUGUUCUUCCACAAACUCCACCACCAAGAUCGGUAGCUUCAACUAAUAACCCUGGCCAUGGUCAAAGAGGACCUAAAGCUACCCUAGAAAGACCAAAGUUUGAUCCUAUUCUAGUCUCUUACACUACAUUGCUGCCACAACUCAUAGAAAAUCGACUCCUUGCUCGAACCCCUUUAGAACCACUCCGACCACCUUUCCCGAAAUGGUAUGACCCGAAUGCCCAUUGUGAUUACCAUUUUGGAAUUCAAGGGCACUCAACCGAGAAUUGUACUGCUAUAAAACAUAAAGUUCAAGUGCUCAUUAAGGCAGGACUUUUAAAUUUUACCAAAAAAGACAGUUCGAGUGUUGAUGGGAACCCGUUACCUAACCAUGGAAGACCGACUGUGAAUGCCAUACAUGAAGGGAUGAUUCGAAGGGUGAAAAAGGGUAUUGAUGAGAUUCAAACGCCAAUGGAUAAAGUGUUCGAGGCGUUGUCCAAGAUAAAUGCCAUCACUCCAGAACCCAUCGACACAAAGGAAUUGGGGCAUGAUCUCGCUCAUUCUUGCAAAUUUCAUAUGGGGGCAAUUGAGCAUUCUAUUCAAAAUUGUGAUAGUUUUCUUGGUAAGUUGCAAGAAUUGAUGGAUUCAUCGGUAAUUGAGUUUUAUGAAGAAGUCGAAGAGAAUCUGGUCGGAACCAUAAAUGGAGACACCCCAGAUGAAGUGGCAUCGAGUUUAUUCGGGGCAAACAAACCUAAACCUCUCACCAUCUUCUAUGAAGAAAACAGAAGCCCGAUGAAUGAUACAUCCCCUACUAUGAUCAGGAGUGGUAUUACCAUCGAAGUCCCCAGCCCAUUCCCCUACAAGAGCGAUAAGGCUGUCCCAUGGAAUUAUGAGUGUAAUAUUUUGGGCACAGCUUCAUCCGCCCCUCAAGCAUCUUCUGAAGAUCUAACUGGUGUGGGGGCGGCUCCGAACAAUGAGGUCAAAAAUCCUGUUACCGAGAAAGAAGCGGGUGAAUUUCUCAAGUUUAUCAAGCACAGUGAAUACAACGUGGUAGAACAAUUAACCAAGAUGCCCGCUCGCAUCUUGUUGUUGUCCUUACUGUUGAAUUCGGAAGCACACAGGAACGAGCUGCUCAAAGUCUUGAACCAAGCUUAUGUGGCACCACAUAUAUCAGUGAAAAAGUUAGACCACAUCGUGGGGAACAUUACAGUGGGAAACUUCAUUGCCUUUAAUGAUGAAGAAAUACCAUCGGGUGGUCGAGGAAGUAACAAAGCGCUGCACAUUACCAUCAAAUGCAAGGACCAUGCCGUACCUAGGGUCUUGGUUGAUAAUGGUUCAGCUUUAAAUGUCAUGCCUCGCUCUACUUUAACCAAGUUGCCAGUAGAUGUGUCGUAUAUGAGAACCAGCCGCAUGGUUGUAAGGGCUUUCGACGGGACCACAAGGGAGGUGGUAGGAGACAUUGAACUACCGAUAAAAAUUGGCCCUUGCAUUUUUGAGGUCCAAUUUCAAGUCAUGGACAUUGCCCCGUCCUACAAUUGCUUGUUAGGGCGUCCAUGGAUUCAUAUGGCUGGAGCCAUACCAUCUUCCCUUCAUCAAAAGGUUAAGUUCAUAGCUGAAGGCCAACUGAUAAGUGUAUGUGCGGAAGAAGACAUACUGGCUAUUCAACCAUCAUCUGCUCCCUAUGUAGAGGCAACAGAAGAAGUCCCAGAAUGCUCUUUCAGAUCUUUUGAAUUUGUUAAUGCUACUUAUGUGGGGGAAAGGAAAGUGAUACCAACCCCUCGUUUGUCAGUAGCCACUAAAAUGGGAGUUAAGCAGACUGUGGGUAAAGGAUGCCGUGCUGGUUUGGGGUUAGGAAAGAAUUUACAAGGAAUUAACCGUCCUCUGGCUCCAAUGAAGAACGAAGAAAGGUUUGGUUUGGGGUACAAGCCUACCAAAGAAGAGAGAAGGAAACUGACAGCUCAAAAGAAGAUUAAAAGGAUGGCUCAACUUGAGGGAAAGGAAGAAGAAUUCGGGGAACGGACAAUCCCACACCUAUAUGAGACUUUUCGCUCUGCAGGUUUCAUUCAUCCCGAAGCGCCACCAAAGGUCAAUCAGGUUCUACGGAUAUUUGAUGAGCUAUCAAUCCAUAUGAUCAGAGAUGAAGAACCUGAUGGGAAGAUCCCUAUGGUGUAUCCAGUACUGCCAGGAGAGGAGCUAAGCAAUUGGACAGCCACGGAACUGCCCAUCAUCUUUAAGUCUUCCAAAAUGCCAAUAAAUACUUGCCCAUACACCCGUCCAACUUUACCUGUUUGCAGGUCUUUAAAUAAUGAACACGAAGACAAUCUAGACAACGAUUUGAAUAUCGAUUUUGAGAUAAUUCCGAACAUUGAUGAAUUGAAAAAUGAAGAGGAGGUGGAUGACUAUAGCUUACCCCCUGAUUUGUCGAGAAUGUUGGAACAGGAGGAAAGAGAGAUUUUACCUCAUCAGGAAUUCACAGAAAUGAUCAACCUCAGAAAUGGGGAAGAGAAGAAAGAGGUUAAAAUUGGCACCUCGUUGUCAUCUGAUGAACGAUAGAAGCUAGAAGAACUGCUCCGUGAAUAUGUGGACGUGUUUGCAUGGUCAUAUCAGGACAUGCCAGGUCUUAAUACUGACAUUGUUGUCCACAGGUUACCUAUGGGACCAGAUUACAAGCCUAUUAAACAGAAGUUCAGAAGGACGAAACCAGAAAUGUUGCUGAAGAUUAAAGAGGAAGUAAAAAAGCAAUUCGAUGUUGGAUUUUUAGAGGUGGCUAAGUACCCUGAAUGGGUGGCUAAUAUAGUUCCAGUUCCUAAGAAGGAUGGAAAAGUUCGAAUGUGCGUCGAUUAUAGGGAUUUGAACAGAGCGAAUCCGAAGGAUAGCUUCCCUCUGCCGCAUAUUGAUGCUCUUGUGGAUAACACAGCAAAACAUGCUUUGUUCUCAUUCAUGGAUGGCUUUUCUGGUUACAAUCAGAUUAAGAUGGCACCCGAAGAUAUGGAAAAAACAACUUUCGUAACCAUGUGGGGAACGUUUUGUUACAAAGUAAUGCCAUUUGGAUUGAAGAAUGCAAGCGCUACCUACCAAAGGGAAAUGGUAGCUUUGUUCCACGAUAUGAUGCAUAAAGAGAUAGAGGUAUAUGUGGAUGACAUGAUUGUAAAAUCUCAUACAGAAAGGGAUCAUACUGUCAAUCUCAAGAAACUGUUCGAGAGAUUACGGAAGUUCCAGCUCAAGUUGAAUCUUGCAAAAUGCACUUUCGGUGUAACUUCUGGGAAAUUGUUGGGAUUCAUAGUAAGUGAAAAAGGAAUUGAAGUGGAUCCAGAUAAAAUACGAGCUAUUCAAGAGCUACCACCUCCCAAAACGUAAAAAGAAGUGAGAGGAUUUUUAGGGAGGUUGAAUUACAUUGCUCGAUUUAUAUCCCAACUCACCUGCAGAUGUGAUCCAAUCUUCAAGAUGCUUCGGAAACGAGACCCGGGAGAGUGGAAUGAAGAAUGUCAAAUAGCCUUUGAUAAAAUCAAAGAAUAUCUCACAAAUCCACCGGUGUUGGUGCCACCGACGGUCGAAAAACCUCUUAUUUUGUAUUUGACUGUGAACAAGAAUUCUAUGGGAUGUGUAUUGGGACAACAUGAUGAAACUGGGAAGAAAGAACGAGCCGUAUAUUACUUGAGCAAAAAAUUCAUGGAGUAUGAGUCCAAAUAUUCUGCGCUCGAAAAGAUGUGUUGUGCGCUAGCAUGGACCGCCCAGAGGCUCCGACAGUACAUGUUGUAUCACACAACAUGGUUGGUGGCGAAAUUAGAUCCCAUCAAGUAUAUUUUUGAAAAACCCUGCUUGUCCGGAAGAUUAGCUCGAUGGCAAGUGCUACUGUCUGAGUAUGACAUUGUGUAUGUGUCCCAAAAAUCAAUCAAAGGGAGCAUCAUCGCUGAUUUUCUUACAGAUCGAGCUAAUGAGGAUUAUGAAUCUGUAAGUUUCGAUUUUUCAGAUGAAGAUUUGAUGGCCGUUUUGCAUAUAGAAGAGGGUGGUCCCAAUGAACUUAACCCAUGGAAGGUGUAUUUUGAUGGAGCAUCCAAUGCUUUGGGGCACGGAAUUGGGGCAGUAUUGAUUUCUCCGAAUGGAAAGUACUAUCCAGCCACGGCGAGAUUGAAUUUCAAUUGUACUAAAAAUAUGGCGGAGUAUGAGGCGUUGGUAAUGGGAUUACAAGCAGCAAUUGAGAUGAAAGCUGACGCGAUAGAUGUUUACGGAGAUUCGACUUUAGUGAUAUGUCAAAUGAAAUGUGAAUGGGAAACUAGAGAUCCUAAACUAGUUCCAUAUAAAAAGCUGGUUACAGAAUUAAGCAAACAGUUCAAAGAAAUCAUCUUCAACCAUUUGCCUCGAGAAGAAAAUCAGAUUGCUGAUGCUUUGGCCACCCUCGCAGCAAUGUUCAAAAUAAAAGAAGCGACUGAUAAUGAAAGAAAACUUAAGGUUUGGGUUAAAUUAGAGGAAAUCGCCCUGAAUGCUUGGCACGAAGAAAGCUUCAAGGUAAUUGGAGAUGCUUGGGGGACAUAUAUAAAGUCAGACAGGGACACGGAAGAGAAAUGGCACCUUAAUCAAGCCAUGAUCCUUGUUGAAGUUAAGUCCCUAAGGAACAUCAUGGCCUCUACCCAUGUGACAGUGAAUGGAAUGGAUUAUUUUAUGAAAACAUCGAUUGUUGAUGUUGAAAGAUGUGAUCUCAGAUGCAGAGCUGGAAAUAUAACGGAGGGGAUGUCCAAGUCGAAAAGGAGUGAAAAGUGGUCAGAGAAAGGUGAUCAAGUCGAAUGGGAAGAGAAAGAUGAAGGCGGGAUUCUCAAGGAAAAUUUUAAAAGAUUGGCUAUAUGGGAAAAAGAUGAUGUGAGAUCUCAGAGCAGGUCUAGUCAAAUUUCAGUUUCAUUGCAGGCAACGGAGUGGAAGGUGGAGACUAAGAGACAAUUAUUUGACUGGAAGAUUGAUCAGUGGGCGCAACUGCAAGAUUAUGGAGGGGAUUUGGAAAUCUGUGUGGGCGAAAUUAGCCCCCUUGAGCGUAGAGGUUUUUGUGUGGCAAAUGUUUUUGGGAAUGAAUGCAAGUUUAAUGGUAAAGAAUGGGACGCUGAACAAUUUCUCGAAUUGGUUAAGGUUAGGGUGGCAGCUUGGGCCUAUGCCAAAUGGCCAAGGGACUUUCCGUCUAUGUUAGAUAUCUACAGACAGCCUCCAAUUCAAAGUUUGCAUGGAAAAUCAAUGUUGGGGAGGAAACAAAUUAAGUGGGAAAUGCCGAAACCAAGCCAAAUGAAAUUCAACGUGGAUGGAGCAGCGAGAGGAAGCUCGGGUCCAAUUGGAAUUGGAGGCAUUCUCAAAUAUUCGAAUGGUGUGGUGAAAGUGACAUUCUCUAAGCCAAUAGGAUUAGCUAGCUAA